Messenger RNA from Mangifera indica (mango), 1895 nucleotides. Its product is annotated as MLO-like protein 3. The record is from RefSeq and is a predicted model, not a curated record. Lineage: Eukaryota; Viridiplantae; Streptophyta; Magnoliopsida; Sapindales; Anacardiaceae. Bases 177 to 1760 code for a protein of 527 amino acids. The transcript has 16 exons. Gene Ontology annotation, cellular component: membrane. Gene Ontology annotation, biological process: defense response.
CUCUGGUACAAUUGUCAAAUACUCCUUUUGAAAACAAGUAAAUAAAAAGAAUUUAGAUGGAGCCUGCACCGGUCCAAUAUUUGAGGAAACUUCAGUUCAAUUCAGUGGCGAAACCGCCAAGUCUUCUAAGAAUUGAAGAGUCUGAAGACGCUGAUCGAAUGAAUUGAGAAAACAACAUGGCAGCCGGAGGAGGAGGAGCAACUUAUCGUUCUUUGCAAGUCACACCGACGUGGGCUCUAGCAACCGUUUGCUUCAUCUUCAUCUCCAUCUCUCUUGUAAUCGAACAUUUGAUUCAACUUCUUGGCAACUGGCUUAAAAAAAAAAGGAAGACUGCCUUGGUUGAAGCUGUGGAGAAGCUUAAAACAGUGCUCAUCGUCUUAGGGUUCAUGUCUCUUAUUCUUAGUGCAACUCAGGGACUAAUUUCGAAAAUCUGCAUACCCAAUAAAGUUGCAAGCACGAUGCUCCCUUGCCGUCAAACCGCACAGCCCAAAACCACACAAACGUUACAAGGAAGAAGAUUGGCUAAAAGUGAUGAUACAAGCGGGUCUUCUGAUUAUUGUGCCUCUAAGGGAAUGACUUCUGUGAUAUCACAAAAUGGCCUAAACCAGCUUAGCAUCUUCAUAUUUGUGUUAGCGGUGAUGCAGAUUGUCUACUGUGUUCUCACAAUGGCCCUAGGAAGAGCCAAGAUGAGACGAUGGAAAGCCUGGGAGAAAGAAACUGAAACUGUUGAAUACCUGGCUGCCAAUGAUCCUCGUCGAUUUAGAUUUACAAGACAAACAACCUUUGGACGUCGACAUCUCAGCUCUUUUACAAGCACACCACUCCAUCUAUGGAUUAAAUGUUUCUUCAAUCAGUUCAUUGAUUCAGUGGCAAAAGUCGAUUACCUUACUUUGCGCCACGGCUUCAUCUCGGCUCAUCUGUCCACAAGCAGCUCCUUCAAUUUCCAGAAGUACAUCCAACGAUCCCUGGAGGAUGAUUUCAAAGCUAUAGUUGGCAUCAGCCCUUCCAUGUGGCUUUUAGUGGUUAUUCUAUUGCUCCUGGACGUGUACGGUUGGAAUGUGUAUCUAUGGAUUUCUUUUAUUCCGCUAACUAUAGUGUUAGUUCUUGGGACCAAACUCCAAGUAAUCGUUGCAAGAAUGGCACUUGAUCUGAAAGCUCAACACAUUGUAAUUAAAGGAACCCCUCUGGUGCAGCCUAACGACAAUUUCUUCUGGUUCAAAAAACCAGAAUUUGUAUUGACCUUGCUGCACUACACUUUGUUUGUGAAUGCAUUUGAGAUGGCAUUUUUCAUUUGGGUCACGUUGCUAUAUGGGAUUCACUCUUGUUACCAUGAACGACUAUACAUAAUCAUCGUUAGGGUGGUUCUAGCGGUGACGGUUCAAGUGUUAUGCAGCUACAUCACACUUCCCCUCUAUGCUCUUGUGAUUCAGAUGGGAUCAAGUUUGAAAAGGGCAGCUCUGGAAGAGCAAGCAGCCAAUGCUAUAAAAAAAUGGCACGAUGGAGUAAAGCAGAAAAGGGAAAAGCAACAGGACAUUUCACAAUCUGGUGGCGACAAUUUUGGCAGCAACAGAACCAUUGGUUCUCUGGAUUUACCUACUCAUCAUCGCACGCCUGAUCUUCCAGACAUUACAGGUUUUCCUGGAAAAUCAGAAAUUGUAGAAGUUGAUCAAGAAAUUUCCAAAGAUGGACUUGAUCCAGCCGUUUUUACAUCAAAGAAUAUUCAAUUACAAAGGCACUUGACUCACAUUAGUAAAAUUUGAUCAGCUUGUAAAUCAGGUUGCAUCAGAUGAUGGGAUAUACAUGUUAAGCCUUGUACAUAAAUUUCAAAUUAUGUCAUUCCUGCAUAUGUUUUUACAAUUAAAAUAAUUAUUUGGAAGAUGAUCUUAGGCCUGAAA